Manihot esculenta (cassava) is the source of this 2290-nucleotide messenger RNA. Its product is annotated as galactoside 2-alpha-L-fucosyltransferase. The transcript has 2 exons. Gene Ontology annotation, molecular function: galactoside 2-alpha-L-fucosyltransferase activity. The coding region runs from base 158 to 1903 and encodes 581 amino acids. Gene Ontology annotation, cellular component: Golgi apparatus; membrane. Lineage: Eukaryota; Viridiplantae; Streptophyta; Magnoliopsida; Malpighiales; Euphorbiaceae. The record is from RefSeq and is a predicted model, not a curated record. Gene Ontology annotation, biological process: xyloglucan biosynthetic process; cell wall biogenesis.
UUAAUUUCAUCUCUACAUAUACAUGGUACUAUAAACAUGUCGUCUCGCUCUGAAACCUCUCAAGCAGCAGCUCCAGAACAGAGUUCCCCUCAACUCUUCUCUUCUUUCUCCAUUUCCUCUCUAUGAGCAAUACCAAAUCUUGCGAAUGCGGAAUUGAAUGGAUCCAAAUUCUUCCACAAGGAGGCCAUUAUCGCCUCCCAAUUACACAGAUCAAGGCCUCAUCCAACUCUCUCGAUUCCGAUUUCGAAGAUUCGGAUCCACCACCUUGACUCUUACCAAGAUCUUGGCAUCCUGUUUGGUCGCUUUGCCUGUAUUAUUCGUGCUCUCCUUGAUGCUUCGACACCGGCCUUACGAUUGGUUACUGGGGUUGGGUGAAGCUAGAGUUAUCGAAAUCAGAAACUACCCAAAUGAUACAGUGUUCUCAUCAUUAGAAGUAGGAUUAGGCUCAGGACAUGUUGUAUUACAACCUACUGAUAAACCAAAUGACAAAUUGUUUGGUGGACUUCUUGCUGCUGGAUUUGAUGAAGCUUCUUGCACCAGUAGGUACCAGUCUUUUUUAUAUCGCAAGACUUCAACUCAUAAGCCUUCUUCAUAUCUCAUUUCCCGACUCAGAAAUUAUGAGGAUCUUCAUAAACGUUGUGGACCUAAUACUGAGUCCUAUUACAGAGCUCUUGAACAACUCAAGUCUAACCAAACAGUUGGUUCUGCAGAGUGUAAAUAUGUUGUGUGGAUAUCUUUUAGUGGAUUGGGUAAUAGGAUAUUAUCACUAGCUUCAACGUUUCUUUAUGCUCUUCUCACAAAUAGAGUCCUGCUUGUUGACCGAGGUAAGGACAUGGCCGACCUCUUCUGUGAGCCAUUUCCUGAGAAAUCAUGGUUUCUGCCCAUGGAUUUCCCUAUCAUUGAUCAAUUCGAUAGCUUUGAUCAGAAAGCUUCUCAUUGUUAUGGGAAUAUGCUGAAGAAUAGUGUUGUAAUUGCUUCAGCAGAAUCAGUCCCAUCCUAUCUAUACCUUCACCUAGUUCAUGAUUAUGAUGAUCAUGAUAAGCUUUUCUUCUGUGAUGAAGAUCAAUCCUUUCUUGCAAAACCCCCCUGGUUGAUAAUAAAAACGGACAACUACUUUGUCCCUUCUCUUUUCUUGAUCACUUCUUUUGAGCAAGAGCUAAGCAAAUUAUUUCCUGAAAAAGGAACCAUUUUCCACCAACUGGGGCGGUACCUUUUCCAUCCCUCAAAUAAUGUGUGGGGACUAAUCACAAGGUAUUAUCAAACUUACUUAGCAAAGGCGGAUGAGAGCAUUGGCAUUCAAAUUAGAGUUUUUGAUUCAAGACCAGGUCCUUUUAAACAUGUGAUGGAUCAAAUUUUAGCCUGUACUCUGAAGGAGAAACUGUUGCCUGAAGUAAAUAUGCAGGACUCUGUUUUCACUCUUUCUGAAAACCCAAAAUUGAAAGCUGUUUUAGUGACAUCAUUAAAUUCGGGGUACUCUGAGAAUCUGAAGCACAUGUAUUGGGAACACCCAACUUUGACUGGGGAAGUUAUUGGCGUAUACCAGCCAAGCCAUGAGGAGUAUCAACAAACAGAGAAGGAGAUGCACAACAGGAAGGCAUGGGCAGAAAUGUACCUCCUCAGUUUGACAGAUGCAUUGGUUACAAGUUCAUGGUCAACCUUUGGGUAUGUUGCACAAGGCCUUAGAGGUUUGAAGCCCUGGAUACUUUAUAAGCCUGAAAAUGAGACGACUCCUGAUCCACCUUGUCGCCGAGCAAUGUCAAUGGAACCUUGUUUUCACGCUCCUCCCUUUUAUGAUUGCAGGGCUAAGAAAGGAACCGACACAGGUGCAAUUGUUCCUCAUGUGAGACAUUGCGAGGAUAUGAGCUGGGGUCUAAAGGUGGUUGAUGGUCAUGAUGAAUUAUAAUAGCCUUUGUUAUUUGCAUUAGUUACCCCAUUUUUGCAUGCAACUAAGAUAUAAUAUCUAAAAUCUGUGACAAUACGUUAAAAUUGGUGGCACUCAAGUGUCACCUGUACAAUAUCAUAUCAUUCUUCUAUCUUGGAGUUACAUGUACAAUAUCGUUCCUUCUAUGCUCCUGUGCUAGAGUGGCUGGCUUAAUGUGCUGCUUACAAUCCCUGGAAUGUUGUACUAUGCAUUGAGAGUGUUGCCUUCUUUACUGCCUGCAAUCUCUGAAACAUAUUGAAUAGGUGCUACGAGGCUUGAGUGGAUUUUUUGCUUGCUGCUCUGCCUUCUUUUACUCCAAGCAACGUGUGAAAGAUAUGCAAUAAAUUCUACUCUCUCUGCCUUUUAUUA